Messenger RNA from Colletotrichum destructivum, 1536 nucleotides. Its product is annotated as Putative glycoside hydrolase, family 28, pectin lyase/virulence factor. NCBI's taxonomy places the organism in Eukaryota, Fungi, Ascomycota, Sordariomycetes, Glomerellales, Glomerellaceae. Gene Ontology annotation, biological process: pectin catabolic process. The transcript has 2 exons. The record is from RefSeq and is a predicted model, not a curated record. Gene Ontology annotation, molecular function: polygalacturonase activity. The coding region runs from base 264 to 1352 and encodes 362 amino acids. Gene Ontology annotation, cellular component: extracellular region.
AUGAACAGGAGAUAACACCAUCUCAUAUAAGUAUCGUCUUUUCUGCCCACCUUCUCCCUUCUCCUUCUCAGCUUCACAAUACCCAUUGUGUCUUUGCAUUCCUUUCACACACUCCUUUUUUUCUUUUCCCAACCAUACACACUCAUUUCUUGCUCACUUGAACCAACUCCAGUCUCUCUCUUUUUCAGGAAAAAAGCCCUUUUUCCGUACAUACUUGACGUAGUGUUGAUCACACAAAAACUAUCAAAAAACAAAAGACAACAAUGAAGUUCCUCCCCAUCAUCGCCGGCCUCAGCGCCCUCGCGGCCGCCGCUCCCGCCGAGCUCGACACCCGCGCCUCCUGCACCUUCACCGACGCCAAGACGGCCAUGUCCAAGAAGACGUCCUGCACCGACAUCGUCCUCAACGGCAUCAGCGUGCCCGCCGGCCAGACCCUCGACCUCACCGGCCUCAAGGACGGCACCCGCGUCACCUUCAAGGGCACCACCACCUUCGGCUACAAGGAGUGGGAGGGCCCCCUCAUCGCCAUCGGCGGCAAGAAGGUCGCCGUCGUCGGCGCCUCGGGCAACUCCAUCAACUGCCAGGGCGAGCGCUGGUGGGACGGCAAGGGAGGCAACGGCGGCAAGAAGAAGCCUAAGUUCUUCAAGGUCAAGAUCAACGACGGCUCCAUCACCGGCUUGAACGUCAAGAACACCCCGGCCCACGGCUUCAGCAUCAACAGCGUCUCCAACCUCAAGGUCCAAAACAUCCUCUUUGACAACAAGGACGGCGACUCCAAGGGCGGCCACAACACCGACGCCUUCGACGUCGGUCAGUCCACCAACAUCAACAUCUCCGGCGCCAAGGUCUACAAUCAGGACGACUGCCUCGCCAUCAACUCGGGCACCAACAUCGUCUUCGAGAAGGGUUACUGCCACGGCUCCCACGGCCUCUCCAUCGGCUCCGUCGGCGGCCGCUCCUCCAACACGGUCAAGAACGUCGUCAUCCGCGACUCCACCAUCGAGAAGGCCGACAACGGCAUCCGCAUCAAGACCAUCGCCCACAAGACGGGCUCCGUCUCGGGCAUCACCUUUGACAACAUCACCCUCAAGGACAUCAACAAGAAGGGCAUCGUCAUCCAGCAGGACUACGAGAACGGCAGCCCCACCGGCACCCCCACCGCCGGCAUCCCCAUCACCGACGUCGUCGUCCGCAACGUCAAGGGCACCGUCGCGGCCAAGGGCACCGAUAUCUACAUCCUCUGCGCCAAGGGCGCCUGCUCCAACUGGAAGUGGUCCGGCGUCUCCGUCACCGGCGGCAAGACCUCCAAGGAAUGCUCCGGCAUCCCCUCCGGCUCCGGCGCCAAGUGCUAGAGGACCUUUUUUCUCUCUUCUUCUCUUUGCUUUCCUACGCCGUGGAGAACAAAGCUAUAGGAGGGUUAGCGGUGCUUUCUCUCCUGGCGGGAAAAACGCUUCCCUCAGUCGACCACGUCGAGUAGGAACAGUCGUUGUGAUGCAAUGGCAGUGCAACUUGGGCGGAGGAAGUAGUUGGUCUCCC